Molecule: messenger RNA, 2194 nt
Organism: Cannabis sativa
Lineage: Eukaryota; Viridiplantae; Streptophyta; Magnoliopsida; Rosales; Cannabaceae
Product: DEAD-box ATP-dependent RNA helicase 22
Exons: 8
Coding region: 129-1901 (590 amino acids)
Cellular component (GO): chloroplast
Molecular function (GO): ATP binding; RNA binding; RNA helicase activity
Source: RefSeq, a predicted model, not a curated record
UAAUGUGGAUUUCUAAACCUCUAGCAAGGGUUUGUCUUCCUUCUUCUUCGGUCCCUCAAAGUUAAACUCCUUUUCCACCUUCUUCACUGAUAAAAAAAGCCGUAUUUUGAACUGAUCUAUUAUCCAGAAUGAUUCUCUAUCGGCCUGUUGCAGUACUCCAGUUUUGCAACCUAUCGCCUUUGUCGUCUUCGUCGUCAAAGUUCCUCUCCCAUUUAAGAUACUCAUAUUCAUUUCUCUCCCAUUCUGCCUCAUAUUCUUCGUCGCUUCGAAUCCCCUGGUUUUGGCUGAAGACACCUGGCCACAUACAGUGCAGGGCAUUUGGGACAACUGUUACAGCUGCCUUCAACGACGGAGUUGGAAGCGAUACCUUUUACGCCGUGGAUAGCGUUUCAUGGUCAUCGCUAGGCGUUUCGGAUAAGGUUUCUCGAGCGCUUUUUAAUGCCGGGUUCGGCCAACCGUCUCUGGUUCAGGCUGCUACCAUACCGUCUAUCUUUACGGGAAAGGAUGUGGUUGUUGCCGCUGAAACUGGAAGUGGUAAAACGCAUAGCUAUCUUGUCCCUCUAAUUGAUAGACUUUGCAGUGGCCAAGUUGAUUCGGGGAAUACUGAGACUGAACAAGUAGAGUCCCCAUCCCAUAAGCUUAGUCUUGUUCUCUGCCCAAAUGUAACAUUGUGCGAACAAGUAGUUCGUAUGGCAAAUGGUCUUUGUGAUGACAAUGGUCAACCACUUCUCGUAGCUGCAGCUGUCUGCGGACGACAGGGAUGGCCGGUCAAUAAACCAGAUAUAGUUGUGACAACUCCUGCUGCACUUUUAAAUAAUAUUGAUCCACACAAACGUCGUCAGAUGGCAUUUUUACGUGGUGUGAAAUAUGUGGUGUUUGAUGAAGCCGACAUGCUUCUAUGUGGGGGCUUCCAGAAUAAAGUUAUACGUCUUAUACACAUGCUACGCUAUGAUGAAAAAAAAUUGUCUUGGUCAAAAGAGUCUACACCUAAGUUGCCUAUGCACUUGGUAUUUGAUAAAUCAUCAGAACAAAAUGCAGAGGAUGAUGAAGAUUCAAAAACAGAAAUCAUCUCAGAUGAGGAGGAAAGUUUUGAGGAUGAUGUUGAUGACUUACCUGAGGAAGUUGAUGCUGGACCUGCCAAAAAGACAGGCUGGAGGAGAGUGAGAAAAGAGUAUGAACGUAGCAAACAGUUCAUCUUUAUAGCAGCUACACUUCCUGUGAAUGGAAAGAAAACUGCUGGUGCAGUAUUGAAAAAGAUGUUUCCAGACGCCAACUGGGUCAGUGGGAACUACCUUCAUCGUCACAACCCCAGAUUAAAGCAGAAGUGGGUUGAAGUCUCAGUUGAUACUCAGGUAGACGAACUGUUAAGAGCUGUGAAUGAAGGUUCCAACUCAAAAUCGGUUGAAGGUGGUGGUCAACGAACCAUUGUUUUUGCAAAUACAGUAGAGGCUGUAGAAGCAGUAGCAAAGAUAUUGGGAAGGGCUGGAAUUGAAUGUUAUCGUUACCAUAAAGAUUGCUCAUUGGAGGAGCGCUCAAAGACAUUAGAUGAUUUUCAAGAAAAUGGUGGUGUCCUAGUGUGCACAGAUGCUGCUGCACGUGGCGUUGAUAUUUCAAAUAUCUCACAUGUUAUUCAGGCAGACUUUGCUAGUUCGGCCGUAGACUUUUUGCACAGGGUUGGUCGCACGGCUAGAGCAGGUCAAUAUGGACUAGUCACUAGCUUUUACACUGAGUCCAACCGGGACUUGGUUGCUGCAGUUCAGUCCGCAGGGGAGCUUGGGCAGUCUGUGGAGACAGCGUUUAGCAGGAAAAGAAGCUUCCGGAAUAAAAUCAAGAAGAGAGCAGCCUCGGUGAAGAUCACAGAGACUACAUCUUCUAUUGGGGAGACUGUUCUGUCAUAUUGAUCAGGUUCCGAGGAACUCGACACUUGAAAGUAGAAAUAGGCAUAUGCUGAUCUUAAAAUCUUCAUGACAGCAUGAGCCACAUCGUGAAACUGUAUUUCAUAGACUGAUUUUGACAACCGGCCAAGCAGUAGUGUACGUUGCUCACGAUGGUCUGAUUAUAGUCUUCUGUAUUUUAAAAGUAGUGUGUGGGGUCUCCUAGCCCUUUUACAAGACUGGGUUGGCUCCAUAAAUGUAUUAAUAUUAAGUUUACGAGCUCAGUACUUCUAUAGAUUAUGAAAAAGCUAGUUACUAGA